Adineta ricciae is the source of this 1023-nucleotide messenger RNA. The record is from the annotation of a GenBank genome assembly. NCBI's taxonomy places the organism in Eukaryota, Metazoa, Rotifera, Eurotatoria, Adinetida, Adinetidae.
AUGUCUACAUCUCUGAUACUUCUAAUCCAUCGUGUCAGCGAUACGUAUGAAUUGUACAGUUAUUCUGUUCUUCUUAUCAUUGGAAUGAUUAGUAACCUUUCGAAUGCUAUUGUAUUUCUUACUUUUCGACCGUUUCGAGGAAAUCAAUGCGCUUUUUAUUUUGCUGCGGAAUCGAUUGCAAACAUUGGACUGUUUCUUAUUAUUCUUCCACUAAAUAUUUAUCAUUGUAUAAGUAAUAUUGAUCUAGCUGGUGUUUCAUUAUAUUGGUGUAAAAUGAAAGCUGGACUAUCCGGAUCAUUUGGUCUUUGUUCCCUUUAUACAAUCUGUUUCCAGACAAUCGAUCAAUAUCUGGCAACAAAUCUUCGACCUAGUUUUCGACAAAUUAGUACAAUAAAGCUAGCUCAUCGAUCUGUUCUUUGCAUCGCUUAUUUUGCUAUUCUUCAUAGCAUUCCCUUAAUUAUUACUUCGGAAAUUCAAGAAUCUGGCUCAUGUUCAGUGACGAAUGUUGUUCUUCAAACUUACAAUGCUGUUUUUUACUAUCCAGUUUUAAGUACUGCUUUACCAUUGCUCACUACGAUUACGUUUAGCUUGUUAGCUUACCGUAAUGUUCGUCGAGUUGUACGAAGACAGAUACCUGUCGUUCGUCGUCGAUUAGAUCGACAAAUGACUGUAAUGGUUUUAGCACGUAUCGUAAAUCUGAUUUUACUUGGUUUACCAUACGUUAUCUACAACAUUUAUACACUAAAUCUUCACGAAACAGAUCAGAAUCAGUUAGAAGUAGUCAUCACUGGCUUAAUCGGUUUAUUGGCAUAUUCAUUGUUAUAUUUAAAUUUUGCGGUGAAUUUUUAUCUAUUUUUGAUUGUAUCAACACGUUUUCGUCGUCAAGUAAAACACGGUAUGAUGAAGAAAUGUUGUGCAAAAUGUUACAGUGUCCAUCAUGCAAACCAGCGAAGGCAUAGUCGAAAUCAAGUUGCACCCGAGAUAGUUCUUAGACAAGUGUCUGGUGGUGUAGAAUCAGCAUAG